UCCUAACCCUCCAUCGUUGCUCUUCCUACUUCUUGUUCUUCUUCUUCUUCUUCUCUGUGUACAUAUAUACACACGUAGAUAUUGUUCCUUUGGAUCCCAAUGACCGAAGAAACCCAGCCCAUGGCCACCGAAGCUGAGCCGACCGCGACGGAGGAGCUAAAGAAGGCGGGGGCUGAAGAGAAGAAGACAGAGACCGACGAGGUUGCGCCGCCCGCAACGGCGGAACCAAAGAAGGUGGAGACUGAAGAGAAGAAGACAGAGGCCGAGGAGGUUGCGCCGCCCGCUGACGCCGCCGCCGCCACCACCGUGCCGCAGUCCGCCUCUUUCAAGGAGGAGAGCAACGUUGUUGCCGACCUCGUGGACCGCCAAAAGAAGGCCCUUGACGAGCUUAAGCAGCUCGUGCAGGCUGCUCUUGCCAAUAACGAGUUCAGCCCGCCUCCGCCUGCCGCCGCUCCCGCCGCCCCGGCGGAUGUGCAGCCCCCGGUCGAGAAGGAUGAGAAGGAAGGCAAGCCCGCGGAAGUUGUCACCGCUGGUUCUGCCGACGAACCGAAGACGCUGUCUGAAGAACCUCCCAAGCUGCCCGAACCCGCUCCGGAGGUGGUAGAGGAGCCCGCUGCACCGGUAAAGGAGGAAGCUUUGCCUCCCCCUCUGCCAGCCUCUGCGGGGGAUGAGGACGGCGCUAAGGCGGUGGAAGCCGUCGAGGAAACUGUUGUUCCCGUUUCUGGUCUGCCUCCGGCCGCCGAGGAGGGCCCUCCUGCAGUAGAGGAGGCAGCGAAGGAGCCAUCCGCUGAGGCCCUUGCCACAGCUCCAGUGGCGCAUCCAGAGGAGGUGUUCAUCUGGGGCGUCCCCCUCGUCGGUGACGAGAAGAGCGACACCGUCCUUCUCAAGUUCCUCCGCGCCCGUGACUUCAAGGUGAAGGACGCCCUGGCCAUGCUCAAGGACGCCGUCAUCUGGAGGAAGCAGUUCGGCAUCGAGGCGCUCCUCGAGGAGGACCUCGGCCUGCCGGAGCUGGACAAGGUGGUCUACACCCACGGCGUCGACAAGGAGCGCCACCCCGUGUGCUACAACAUCUACGGCGAGUUCCACAAUAAGCAGCUCUACGAGAAGGUCUUCGGCGACGCGGAGAAGAGGCAAAGGUUCCUCAAAUGGAGGAUCCAGUAUCUGGAGAAGGGCAUUAGGGAGCGCUUGGACUUCACUCCCGGUGGGAUCUCCUCCAUGGUCCAGGUGACUGAUCUCAAGAACUCGCCCCGCCUCGGGAAGCAUCGGCAGGUCACGAAGCAGGCCGUCACCCUGCUCCAGAACAACUAUCCUGAGUUCAUCGCCAAGAAGGUGUUCAUCAAUGUUCCAUGGUGGUACUUGGCUGUCAGUAGAAUGAUGAGCCCGUUCUUCACACAGAGGACCACAAGCAAGUUCGUCUUCGCCGGGCCAUCCAAAUCAGCUGAGACACUCUUCAAAUACAUAGCACCUGAGCAGGUCCCAGUUGCAUUUGGAGGCCUCAGCAGAGACAAUGACCCCGAUUUCACCUCGGCUGAGGCUGUUGUCGAUAUCACCAUUGGGCCUUCAUCCAAGGAAUCCAUAGAGAUACCGGCUACUGAGACAUGCCUUCUUGUCUGGGAACUCCGAGUUCUGGGAUGGGAGGUGGGCUAUGGUGCUGAGUUCAGGCCGAACGCGGAGAACGGAUACACGGUCAUUGUGCAGAAGACUAGGAAGUUGGUCGCCGACGACGAGCCAGUAAUCAGAAGCUCUUUCAAGAUCAGUGAACCCGGUAAGGUCGUCCUCGACAUCGGAAACCUGACAUCCAAGAAGAAGAAGCUCCUUUACAGAUACAAGGUGAAGAGCUCCACCUAAAGAGCUGCUGCUUAAUUGGUUUGUAUGUGCUGGUUUUGUUUGAUCACAUAAGCUUGGCUGUGUUGGUUUCUAAGAUAGUUCAUGAGACAUUAGCUCUUGAGCUCAAAAACUGGAAGAGGGGUUAUUGCUGCUCAUCAUCAACCUUUAAACACCAAACUUGCAUCCUAAAUGCUGAACUUGUCUUUUGAUUGAUA
Musa acuminata subsp. malaccensis (wild Malaysian banana) is the source of this 2042-nucleotide messenger RNA. RefSeq names its product patellin-3. The record is from RefSeq and is a predicted model, not a curated record. Gene Ontology annotation, molecular function: lipid binding. NCBI's taxonomy places the organism in Eukaryota, Viridiplantae, Streptophyta, Magnoliopsida, Zingiberales, Musaceae.